Williopsis jadinii is the source of this 1719-nucleotide messenger RNA. It is a transcript of the gene SRL1, whose product is annotated as Srl1p. Bases 289 to 1686 code for a protein of 465 amino acids. NCBI's taxonomy places the organism in Eukaryota, Fungi, Ascomycota, Saccharomycetes, Phaffomycetales, Wickerhamomycetaceae. The record is from RefSeq and is a predicted model, not a curated record. The transcript has a single exon.
GAAGAGGAAUCAACAUCUAGUGAAGAGGAAUCAUCUAAUGAAGAAGAGUCAUCAUCUAGUGAAGAGGAAUCAACAUCUAGUGAAGAGUCAUCAACUAGCGAAGAGUCAUCAUCUAGUGAAGGAGAGUCAUUGUCCAGCACUACUAAUCCUCUACCGUCAUUUAGCUCAAGUAAUGGUGAUCCGCUUUCAUCUGUCACUGAAAGUGUCUCUUCAAUCUCAUCAGAGGUUCAAGUGUCUUCCUCUUCAUCAAUUUGGUCUUCAGCUAGCAGCACCGGUUGUGCAACAUGCAUGACAUUAUCUCCUCUCACUCCAAGAUGGUCAAAUUCUUCGUCCGCAGAGUAUGCUACUACUUUUGAGAGUACAGUCGAGUCUUCUACUUUAGAAAGUGCAACUACUGUCGCGUCUGUGGUUACUACUCCAGCUGCCGUUACAAGUAGUUCCGAGGGCAUCGCAAGUACAUCCGACUCAGUAGAUGGCACCACUACUUUUGGUGAUGUUGGUACAACAACUACGACGUCGACUUCGGAGGUUUUCAUUUCUCCAUCAGACUCAUCAGACUCCGAAGCAUCACCUUCUAGUAAUGUCAGUGAACUGAGCUCGGAUGAUCUGGUAAGUACUGACGGUAUAGUGAAAACUGUGACAUCAACUGUCACAAAUAUUGACACGACAAGUAUUUCCCAUGAUGGUGUUGAGCCAACAAAAAGUUCUGCUGCCAACUCUUCCAAUGGGGGUGAAGAUGGACAUUCGGUCAUUGGAACAACAGAUUCAUCCCUGAUUGAUGAUGAGACCCAAAUUGAAACAACAUCCCCUGCUGAGGAAGAAUUCAGCACUGCUACAACCACUGUGAUUUUAGUUUCUGUUGACACUAUUUCGACAACAUCUCCAACAUCUCCAAGAAGUAUUUCUGGGAACAGCUAUGAAGGCAUUACAAAUACUGAUGCCACUGUAACUGCUACUGGUACAACCGGUACUGAGGGCACGAAUGGAGAUGAGAAUAAUCAUCAUUCAACUAAUGACGGUGAAGACACAUUCACAAAUGUGUUCUGUAAAGUGAAUGGUGAUUGUGGUGUGUCUUACAACACCAACCCUGGUACAUCAAUCACGACAAUUUCUCAACCUGGAACCGUUGGCAUUUCAAUUCCAACGCUUACUGUCACUACUGAGGUAACUGCUACAAACGAGCAUGAUACAACUAAUAAUAACAGUGGAAAUGUUCCAAAAACACCUGUUGAAUUAGAUACGGCCGCUCCCCAACCUAAUAACGGUAGAAGUGCUACUGUUGACCAACAGGAAACGAAGAGUAUCACUUCGAUUCCAGGCCAAGGUCAAGGAGCAGAAACUGGGACAUCAGCAGACGUGAACAAUCCAGCUAAUGCUGUCACACAAACAAUUGAAUCAAGGGAGAGCACAGUAACAUUGGCUGUGGAAGGUUCCACAAGUGGUACAUCUUUGGAUCAAACUGAAAGUACUGUGAGAGAAUCCCCAUCAACUACUGUUACUGUUUCUCAUACAGAUUCUACUUCAAUUAGUGAAGCUGAAAAUGGCAAUAUAUCAUCAGCUUCAGCUGGUACAGGAUCCACCACGCCUCAAACGACUCCAGCUGUAUCAGCCAUUUUUGAAGGCCGCAGUGGUCAAAUCUCAGCAUCCAUCAUAAGUAUUGUUUGUGCUUGUUUCUUAGCUUUGUGAAUAGUUUGUUGAUAUAUCUUGAUUUAUUUGAAC